This is a messenger RNA of Microbotryum saponariae, 1989 nucleotides long. NCBI's taxonomy places the organism in Eukaryota, Fungi, Basidiomycota, Microbotryomycetes, Microbotryales, Microbotryaceae. The record is from the annotation of a GenBank genome assembly.
AUGCUGUGCAAGCGCUCCGUGGUCUUCGUCCUUGCCUCGUCUUCUUUGGUGGCGCUGGCUUCCUCACAACCCUGCACGAUCGCCGAUGCCAGAGACAUACCGAAUGUUCAAAGGUGCUCGGUGAUCACGAUAAAGGCCUUCAUCAUGCCAGCAGGGCGGACCCUGAUGCUUGACGUUCAGGCGGGCACGAAGAUCAAUCAAGGUGAGUUGUGAGGUGCUAGUCGCUCGAGCCCUCGCACCGAAAAACAAUAAGAAAGGGGUAGGCUUUACUAAUCCGGUAUACCUGCCACAACGUGGAUUGCAACUCACAGUAGGGGACAUCACAUUUGCAUACGGGGGGCCCUGGAAGGGUCCCUUGAUGAGCAGUGAGUGAAGUGCCAACUGUCAUUAACCGGGCGGUGUCCCGCAUGGCUGCCAACGCAGCGAAGCUCCCGAGUUACUCCGAGCUCACCUUUCUGACGCACUGUUAUCUCAACUCUGGCAGUCUAUGGUGACCAGAUUACAUACAACGGUAACAACCACAAACUCGAAUGCCAGGGCGAACGGUAUUGGUGAGUGUUCAUUGGCGCCAUGUCGUACUGCACCUGGCUGAUUGCUGACCUAAUUGUGAAAUUGGCUUGGCUUGCACGGUUUUUAGGGACAGCAAGGGGGCCGUGAGUACGAAAUUCAUACUGCUUCCGAUAUCUAUCAGCGUGCUUAUUGUUUCUGGGUAUGCGUCUCACCUUUGAUAGUUAGGGAGUAAGUCACGACCCUGCGCUUGGGAGGCCGCCAGCUUAGGGGUGGUAAAGGCUCGCCUUGUGCUGACCCCGUCUCGACACUCGCUUUUACAUGGUCACAGCAGCAAAACCUGGUCCAGCUUUGUCGCUUCUAAUCACAGGCUCCGUUUCGAAUCUGGUUAUCCACAACACUCCUCUGAAUGCGGUCGUUGUCGAGGCCCCCGGAAAGACCUUGCUGUCCAAUAUUUUCGUCAACAACACUGACGGUGCUCGCAUGGGCCACAAGUUAGUUUCUGCUGCUGCUCCAUUAUGCCAACUUGGCUUUCACUGACGAACUACGACUUGUAAAACAGUACGGAUGGCUUCAACGUUGUCCAAAACACAUACGACCUCACCAUUUCGGGGUGCAGGGUGAUCAAUCAGGAUGUGAGUCAACAGUUGACGAAGCCAGGCUAGUCAGCAGUACAGUUGCUGAGACAGCCCGGCGACUCCGCUAUUUCAGGACUGUAUCUCAAUCACUUCCGGCACGAGAAUCACCAUCACCCAGAACAAGUGUUCUGGCGGACACGGCAUCUCGAUCGGCUCGAUCAGGUCGUAAGCGCGCUUUGCAAGCCUUCUUUUUGUCCUAGACCUUCUUGUUCUGCUCAGCUGACACGCAGCAUCUACCAUGCGUGGCGAUGAUUUUUAGGAAUGAGCACGUCAGUAACGUUUUGAUCGCGGGAAAUGCGGUCGAGAACUCCGCGCAAGGGUACCGCAUCAAGACGCUUUCCGGAGCCACUAGGGGUUCGGUCUCUGACAUCACCUACAGUGGCAAUACGGUGAGCAUCCGCCUGCAACGACCGAGGGGGCAUGGGCGGCAGCUGAUAAGGCUUGGUUACAUCUCUUAGGGAACGGGACUGACCAAUUACGGCGUAGUUAUCGAACAAGGUGGGGUUUCUCAAGUGGUUUCGCAUUGCGUCGGUCGCUUUGGGCGGCGUCGCUGAUGAGGUUUUCGGCGCCUGGCCUUUUCAUAUCAGACUACACCGAAAGUGGCCCCAAGGGCCCUUCAGGUGCCACCAACGGUGUCCUGAUCUCCAACGUCAAGUUCAUUGGCCGAACAACCACUCUUUCGGUCAUGGGUAACAAAGCCCAGAAAGUUUACGUUCUGUGCGGUGAUAAAUCGUGCUUUGGCAAAUGGGACUGGAGUGGGCUGAAAUUCACUGGCAAUGCACCCUUGGGUUCGAUUACACGUGCACCCAUCACGGUGGGUGGCUUCACCGAGUUCUCUUCAUGA